AUGGCUCCUUCCCCUGUUUACGACGAGUGUCCCAGUCGAGCAGUGUUCGACGAGCAUUUGCACCGGAACCUGGAGGAGAAUCUUGAGGGCACCUUGGACCUGUCUGGACCUGCUGUAGAAAGGACUCUUCCUCCACUUUUGCCGGAUGAGAUCCCCCAAGAUAUUCUGGACCAGGAUCCUACCUUUCAUCAGCCCGCAGCUCGAAGCUCUUUCCAGUCUGUACCUCAAGGCACUUUCCUGUUUGCACCUCAAGACUCUUUCCAUUACGAGGCCAUUCUGCUUGGCCCUGGCGAGAACAAGAUCGAUGUCGAGAUUGACACUCGCCUUCCCUCUGCCGCUAUCUUUACUUUUCACAAGGAGGACCAUACCCUCGGUAACAUGCUUCGCACUCGUCUCCUGAAAACUCCCCACGUCGUCUUCGCCGCCUACAAGAUUCCUCACCCUUUGACCCCCAACUUCCUGUUGCGCGUCCAGACUGAUGGUGAAAUCACACCACGCCAAGCGGUGAUCACUGCCUCUAAAGCAUUAAUCCAGGAUUUGGGCACGCUGUCUCGCGAAUUCACCAAGGAGUAUGAGCUGCGCAAGAUGGCCAACGCUGCCAACCAGCAGCAGACCGAUUAA
Molecule: messenger RNA, 621 nt
Organism: Penicillium maclennaniae
Lineage: Eukaryota; Fungi; Ascomycota; Eurotiomycetes; Eurotiales; Aspergillaceae
Product: DNA-directed RNA polymerase II core subunit RPB11
Exons: 4
Coding region: 1-621 (206 amino acids)
Biological process (GO): transcription by RNA polymerase II
Cellular component (GO): RNA polymerase II, core complex
Molecular function (GO): DNA binding; protein dimerization activity
Source: RefSeq, a predicted model, not a curated record